Molecule: messenger RNA, 953 nt
Organism: Dermacentor andersoni
Lineage: Eukaryota; Metazoa; Arthropoda; Arachnida; Ixodida; Ixodidae
Source: RefSeq, a predicted model, not a curated record
UGACGAAAGGAAAAAACAACAAUGUAAUAAAUUGGGACAGGAAUGCAAGAUGAAAGGAGGAAUGGCGAUUUGUGCAGAAUCGCCAACUUGUGACGAAAGAAAAAAACAACAAUGCAAUAAAUUGGGACAGGAAUGCAAGAUGAAAGGAGGAAUGGCGAUUUGUGCAGGAACUUCAACAUGUGACGAAAGCCGCAAACAACAAUGCAACAAAAUGGGACAGGAGUGCAAAAUUAAAGGAGGAAUGGCAAUUUGUGUAGGUAAAGAAAGGCCAACGUGUGACGAAAGGCGGAAAGAACUAUGCAAAAAAAUUGGACAAAAAUGCAAGAUUCAAGGAGGAUUGCCGAUUUGUGUAGGUCCAGAAACGCCAACAUGUGACGAAAGAACAAAAGAAGAAUGCCAAAAAAUCGGAAAGGAAUGCAAGAUUGAAGGAGGACGGGCGAUUUGUGUAGGUUGCACCCGGUCCGCUUGCGUGACAGCCUGCAAAAAGCUGGACAGCAAGAAACCACUUCUCGAUGUUAUAUGCAUUGGAAAAGGGAAGUGCAAAUGCUUGUACCAGGAUGACUGCACUCAAGAGAGAUGUCAAAAAUUCUGCGUGGAAAAUUUAACCUUGAGCUGGCUGAAAUCGGCCAAAUGCAAGGGACGGGUUUGCCACUGCAAUCCACCAAAUGGUGAAUAGACAUUAUUAUGUGUGUUGAAUCGUAUAAGAAUGUAGGACCAACUGCCCAUGACACAUUCCUUGCAUCUGGCGUCAAACAAGUCGCAUAAUAUGACAGAACAUAACGCGCACCACGAGGGGUGGGAGUGUAUUUUUGGUUAAACGAGUACGAAACAGAAGAUCCUACGAACUAUUGAAGGCCAUUGUCACUGGCAUAAAGAAUCCAUCUGAGACAUUGCUCAUUGUAUUCUACCGAAUUUAUACUACCUUAGGUAACUACAAUAAAAAGUACUAAUUA